Messenger RNA from Cuscuta campestris, 4210 nucleotides. Lineage: Eukaryota; Viridiplantae; Streptophyta; Magnoliopsida; Solanales; Convolvulaceae. The record is from the annotation of a GenBank genome assembly.
AUCACAUAAAACAGGUGGCUUAAUUCCUCUCCCCUCCCAACAGGAUGUUAUCAUUGGACGCAUCCCCAUUAUGGUAAGAAGUUGUUUCUGUGUACUAAAUGGGAAGGAUGAUGAAGAACUAACAUGACUGGGUAGUGUACUCAUUUCCUUGCUAAUUUGAAAACAUGAGAUGUGCUAGUUUAACAUAAAUUUGUGUUUUAUUUGGACCACAUGGAGCAUGAGUGGAUCAAUAUAUUUUUCAAAUACAAGGUGAAUGCCCUCUUGAACCGGGAGGAUAUUUCGUUAUCAAAGGCACGGAGAAGAGCAACGCGCAUGGAACAGGAUAGUAAUUAAUGCUGAUAAGAAUGGAUGUUUACAAGCAUCAGUUACAAGCUGGACAAAAGAAAAUACAAGCAAAACAGUCAUUAAAAUGGCCGAGGAAAAAAUAUACUUAGAGUUGGAUCAGUUUAAAAGGAAGGCAAUGGGCAUGGAGAGCGAACAAGAGGUUGUGCAGAUGAUAGGAGGGGAUCCAAAGUAUUCAUAUCUUCUUUUGCCAUCAAUUCUGGAGUGUGCAGGUCUCAAGGUGCACACACGAGGUCAAGCAUUGGAGUUCCUUGAGAAACCUGUGAUGCUUAAGGCAUCUUCAUAUUCCACUGAUCCAGUUGUGAAGGGAGAGUGUGCUUUACGCGUUCUCCGUGACAUAUUUCUUGCACACGUUCCUGUCCAUCAUAAUAACUUCCACAGAAAAUGUGUGCAUGUUAUGCUAAUGGUGAGGCGCAUGAUGGAUGCAAUUUUCAACAAGGAUGGAAUGGAUAAUGAGGUGGUCCCCAUAAUGAUUGUCAUGAAGGCAAUGGGCAUGGAGAGCGAUCAAGAGGUUGUGCAAAUGGAGUUUGCAGGUCUCAAGGUGUACACACGAGGUCAAGCAUUGGAGUUCCUUGAGAAACCUGUGAUGCUCAAGGCAUCUUCAUAUUCCACUGAUCCAGUUGUGAAGGGAGAGUGUGCUUUACGCGUUCUCCGUGACAUAUUUCUUGCACACGUUCCUGUCCAUCAUAAUAACUUCCACAGAAAAUGUGUGCAUGUUAUGCUAAUGGUGAUGCGCAUGAUGGAUGCAAUUUUCAACAAGGAUGGAAUGGAUAAUGAGCUAAACAGGCUUUUCUCCGAGGUGGUUUCAGCAGAUUUCAGCGGCAAAAGACUGGAGGGGAAACCAAAUGGAUUUUUCAAGGGUAUCCCCUCUAUUGUUUUCACAAGGGAUGACAUAUCUGAGCUCUCCUCCUGCUUCAAGCUUGCGCUUGUUGCAAAGUUCCUGACCCGUCCUUCCUUCACCUCCAUGACCAAAUUCCUGCAAAAGCUGGGUCUCAAAGGAAGCUAUGAGCUAUCGGUUCUUCCACACCAGAGGUUCCUGAUAAAUUUCAGGGAAGAGGAGGACUAUUUACGCCUUUUCUUACGAGGUACAUGGCAGGUAUUUGGAUACACCAUGACCCUCACCAAAUGGAGCCCCUCCCUCUCCCAAGAAACCGAAAACCCGGUUAUGCCUAUUUGGAUUGCAUUUCUAGAUCUCCCCAUCCAUCUUCAUGAUAAGAGGGCCCUCCAUCUUAUCUCCUCCUCCAUUGGCACCCCUUUGAAGUGCCCUUGGAUCAUUGGUGGAGAUUUUAACACCGUUGCCUCCAUUACUGAACACAAAGGUGUAAUUUGCCUUGAUAUUCGUAGUAUGGAUGACUUCAAUAAGGCCAUUUCAGAUUGGGAAAUGGGGGAAAUCCUGGCUCACAUCCCUACCUGUGUUUCCCACCAGGACAACAGUUUGAUUAUGGCUAUCCCAGAGGAGGAGGAAAUCAGAAAGACUAUUUGGUUCCUUAAUGCGAAUAGUACUGCAGGUCCUGAUGGUUUCAAUGGUUUCUUCUUCAGAGAUUCUUGGGAUACAAUCAAAACUGAUGUUUGUAAGGUAGUCCAAGAAUUUUUUCUGGGUAUCCCCCUUCCAAAAGCUUUUGGCAGUACUCUCCUCACCUUUAUCCCAAAGAAGGAAGGUUCCAUUACCUUGGAUCAAUUUCGUCCCAUCUCACUAUCCACCUUUUUCAGCAAAAUCAUUUCCAGAAUUUUAAGUGAGAGGCUCAAGAAGAUCAUUCCAAAACUGAUUUCCCAAGAGCAAGCAGCCUUCCAGGUUGGUAAAAACAUAACUGACCAAAUUCUCAUGGUAAAAGAGAUGGUCCACCUUCUCUCUGGAAAUACUAGGGGUGGAAACUGCAUAAUCAAACUUGAUCUCUCAAAGGCUUUCGAUAAACUCUCCUGGACCUAUUUGGAAGGUGUACUUACCAAAUUUGGCUUUAUCCAGCAUGCCAUACAUCUCCUAAUGGGUAAUUUAAAGGCAACCCAUUUUUCAGUCCUAGUUAAUGGGCAGCCAAAGGGGUUCUUUCCCAUGAAAUGUGGUGUUAAGCAGGAAGACCCCCUCUCCCCACUACUGUUCAUCAUUGCUUUGGAAGGUCUGUCCCAGUUCCUAAACUAUCAUCACUCCAGUGGCCUUAUCAAGCCUUUCUCAGCUGGAAGAACCCCCACACCAUGCCAUCUCCUCUAUGCUGAUGAUAUCAUCUUAUUUACCACAGCUAAUAGCAGGAAUCUUUUAAGACUUAGGGAACUCCUCUCCACCUUUUUGAGGGCUUUAGGACAAGAAAUAAAUUACCCCAAGAGCCAGGUAAUUGUUCAUGGAAAGAUGAAGAUUGAAAAACAGAAUAUGAUUAGGAGAAUUCUCUCCAUCGGAUGCAACACAAAGGAGUUCACCUACCUUGGCUCUACUAUUGUCAAAGGUAAACUAAGGAAAGUUCACUGCAAGGACUUGAUUGAAAAUUUUGAGAAGAGGCUAAAUGCUUGGUAUAGCAAAAAGCUAAACCAAAUGGGGAGGCUUAUUCUCAUUAAACAUGUGCUAUCUUCGAUUCCCUUACAUCUUAUGGCUGCUCAAAGGAUCCCCAAAUCAAUCCUUAAAAGCUUAAACAGGCUUAUGGCAAACUACUUCUGGGGGGCAAAAGAAGAAGGUCAUAAAUAUCACUGGAGGAAAUGGGAUAGACUAUGUUUCCCAUUUGAGGAAGGAGGGCUGGGUUUGAGAAAUCUCCUACACUGCCAAGUUGCUGCGUUCAUUGAUCUUUGGUUGAAAGUGGUUCAGGGUCACUCUAUAUGGGGAAAAUUCAUGAGGCAGAAAUAUUACAGAGAUGGUCUCUUCUCUCCAAACAUCUAUGACUCUUACACAUGGAAAGCUAUCUGUAAAAUCACCCCUCUAGUCCUUCCACACUGCAGUUUUCAAGACGAUGGGAUAAUAUGGACAUCAGGGACUUACAGUUUUAAAGCUGCCUACUCCCUUACGUUUGAACAUAAGCCAAAAAUGUUCACUUGUGUCUAUAUAUGGGACAAGAGGCAAAUGGGAAAAAUCAGCAUGUUCUUAUGGCGUUUUUUCAAUAACCUACUGCCUUUCCCAAGGAAUCUCCAUAAAAUGGGAAUCAUGGCUGAAAUCCAUUGUCCUUUUUGCAUGGAAAUGAAUGUUGAUGAACAUCAUAUAUUUCAAGGCUACUUCACCAUAUCACCUAUUUGGCAAGCAUACUCAUUGGCUGUCAAUGCACCUAGGGAUAGAGGAAAUCUAUCAGUCCAGCAAAGGAUACUGAGCUGGUGGCUUUCGUCAAACAAGGGAAGUAUCAAAGGAAACCUGAGAUUUCUCCUGCCUGGUUUUAUCUACUGGACCAUCUGGAAGCACUACAACUCAUUCCUUUAUGAAAAUCACAGAACAUCCACAAAUGCUUUAAUGACAUCCAUAAACAAACUCUCUCAAGCUUGGUUUUGGGCAAACAAACUAGAUACUUCUUUCCUCUACAAAUCUCAUGUGUUUAGAUUUGAGGAAGAAGAGGACACGGUAGAGGAGGACUGGGAAGAAGGUGCUAUAGAUGGGGAAGACGAGGAAGACAUGGGACUGCCGGCUGAAGCCUCAGGGACGUGGGAGCUUGGGGAAGCAGACAAAGGAAAUCUCCUGCCAUGUAUAAAAGAGAAUGUGGGAGUUCUUCAUCUAAAGAAGUUGGGCCUCAGGAGCCACAAAGAUGGGAGAUUGAAAAGGAGGCAGUAGUCUUCAGUUACAAAAGCCAAAAGUUUUGCGCCAAAAAACUGAAACGUCAAACCCGUAGGCCUGAAGUUGGUGAUAGGUUUAGUUGUAGGCAUGGGAAGAAAAGUAUUGUUGGUCUAAUAGUAAAACAAGAAGACUUGC